AAUAACACUGAGAGGGUUUUUGUUGUCUACACUGGAAAGCAUCGUAGCAUUUUACAAGUGCCGUUUUUACAUUAAGCUGAGGCAUUUCCUUUGAAUAAUCACACGACUGAUUCGAAAAAGUAAGCAGUGAUUUUUUUUUUUUCGCGGAGAUGCUUGAAGCUAAUCGUGGAAUCAUCCGCUGAUACUGUUGACAAGUUGAACGAGUGUGCUGCUGCUGCUGCUAUCCCUACAACUCACUCACAGAGAGCAGACAGCUGCUGUAUCGAGCAGAGGUUCUUGGGAGGAGAGCUCCAGUUCCAGUCAGUCCUCUCUAACAGCCUUAACCCUCACGUCCACACGCUUCCCGACUGACUGCUCAGCUGACAUCAAAGCCAGCUCUUGCUCUUGCUCUCUCUCUUUGCCUCCCGCUGGGCACAUCUCCUCCCGUCUGUCCUUAUAGGGGGAUGCCUGUCCUCUAACUGCCUCUCUCUCCACUAACUGCUAGCAUAUAAUUUUGAGUGCUGCCAUGGAAGAAUAUGACGUGCCAUCAGCCGCCAGUAUCCUGGCAUCAGUCAAAGAGCAGGAGGCGCGCUUCGAGCGUCUGACCAGGGCCCUUGAAGAGGAGCGCCGCAAUGUCUCCUUACAGCUGGAACGCGGCAGUCUGCCCUCUGAUCGACUGGUGGGCGGCACCACAGGCGGGAGCAACCAACCGCUGGCCUGGCAACAGAUGGUCAUGCAGGAGCAGAGCCCCAGUAACCAGACAUCACUGGCCAUGAUGCAGGAGCCCCAGGAGGUUGUGGAGGAGACUGUAACCAUAGAGGAAGACCCCGGCACACCCACCUCUCAUGUUUCUGUGGUUACCUCAGAUGAUGGGACUACACGCCGCACAGAGACUAAGGACAAUGUGACUAAUAUGAAGGUGAUCAAGGUGGUUAAAACCAUCACACGCCGAACCUUCCAACCAGUGAUCCUGAUAGAGUCCAAACCAUCUACUCCCGUACCUCCAUCUACACCAACACCAUCUGAAACAAAACCAGUCACUAAGAUGGUCAAGACAGUGACAACACGGACAGUUCGACAGGUGCCGCUGGGUCCCGAUGGCCUUCCUCUUCCAGAGGGCUCGUCUCCACUUGGAAGCUACACUGACUCUAUUGAUCGGCGCUACAUGAAAAACGGCGAGCGCUUCAUCACACCCCAGGCCACUUCCACCCUCACACGCUCGUACAACAAUUACAGCGACUCCUACAAUGACACUCCUGACAGUCAGUUUCGCCAUUACGCCCUUCACGAUGGAUAUGGAGACGUGGCCGACAACUAUGGAAGUCUGUCUCGCGGAGUCAGUUACAGGCCCUAUCGGCCCUACAUGCCCACCGGUGGAUACCGGCCGGAGAACAGCUACACUCUCCCUAUCCGCAAGGACGACUAUGGCCAUGUGGCCCAGCCUCAAGUCCCAAUGGGAAGUAGCACUGUGGAUCUCAAUCGUUCUCAGCCUGAGCGCUUUCAACCCGAACCCUACGGCCUAGAAGACGACCGCCGCAGUCUAGGCCCAGAGGACGAAGAGCCGUAUGACCUAGAGCCUGAUUAUUCCACGGCUAACCGCCGCACACUGCCCGGACGUUCCAUUCGAGAGCCAUUGCGCAACGGCCCCCGCGUAAGAGGCUACGAGGACCCCAUUGAGGCUGAAUUAAUUGAUGAAAGACACCCCUACAUCCAUGGCAUGUACCCAGCACCUCUUGCCCAACCCGAGAGGGGCAGCUUGGCCAGUCUAGAUCGCAUGGGUGGCCGUCGCUCCCCCUCGAUUGACAGCAUCCGCAAAGACCCGCGGUGGAGGGACCCCGACCUGCCUGAGGUCAUCGCCAUGCUAGGCCACCCCAUCGAUCCGGUCAAAUCCAAUGCAGCUGCCUACCUACAGCAUCUCUGCUAUGAAAAUGACAAGAUAAAGAAGGAUGUCAGGCAGCUGAAGGGGAUCCCAGUGCUGGUGGGCUUGCUGGACCACCCUAAAGCUGAAGUCCAUCGCAAGGCCUGCGGAGCUUUGAGAAACAUCUCCUACGGCAAGGACCACGAUAACAAAGUGGCCAUCAAGAGCUGUGAUGGGAUUCCUGCUCUCAUCCGUCUGCUGAGGAAAACCAAUGACAUGGAAGUUCGGGAACUUAUCACAGGAACACUUUGGAACUUGUCGUCCUAUGAGCCACUGAAGAUGGUGAUAAUUAACCACGGGCUUCAAACGAUGACUAAUGAGGUCAUUAUCCCUCAUUCGGGCUGGGAACUGGAGCCGAAUGAGGACUCAAAGCCACGAGAUGCAGAGUGGACCACCGUCUUCAAGAACACAUCAGGAUGUCUAAGGAAUGUGAGCUCAGACGGUGCAGAGGCACGCAGACGGUUGAGAGAGUGUGGGGGGCUGGUAGAUGCCUUGCUGCAUGCACUGCAGUCGGCUGUGGGAAAGAAGGACAUGGACAACAAAUCUGUGGAGAAUUGUGUUUGCAUCAUGAGGAACCUGUCUUACCACGUGCACAAGGAGGUUCCAGGGGCUGAGAAGUUCCAGGAUCCCUCAGCUCUUCAGGGCCCCGGCUCUGCUGGCACUCAGAGGAAGAAGAAAGAUGAUGCAGGCUGCUUCGGAGGAAAGAAGGCCAAAGAGGAAUGGUUUAAUCAAGGGAGGAAAAACGGAGAGCAUGACAAAAACUAUGACACAUUGGACCUACCCAAGCGCACAGAACCCACUAAAGGUUUUGAGUUACUGUAUCAGCCGGAGGUGGUCCGACUCUACCUGUCCCUGCUUACAGAAAGCCAGAACUAUAACACGCUAGAAGCAGCAGCCGGGGCUCUGCAGAACCUCAGCGCUGGACAGUGGACAUGGUCGAACUAUAUCCGGGCGACAGUGCGUAAGGAGAAAGGGCUGCCAAUCCUCGUCGAGCUCUUGCGCUCGGACUCGGACAAGGUGGUGCGAGCUGUGGCCAUCGCUCUGAGGAACCUGUCCAUCGACCACCGCAACAAAGACCUGAUAGGGAGUUACGCAAUGAGGGACUUGGUCAGCAACUUGCCCAGCGGACAGCAGAGGCCAGCCAAGAACCUGGAUGAGGACACAGUGGUGGCCAUCCUCAACACCAUCCAUGAAAUCAUCACCGACAGCUCUGAGAACGCCCGCUCUCUCAUUACUGCUCAAGCAAUCGACAAACUAGUUGCCAUCAACAAGACCAGCCAGUCAGCAAGGGAGACCAAAGCUGCUUUCCAUGUACUACAGACGGUUUGGAGCUAUAAGGAGCUGAGAAACACCCUGACCAAGGAUGGCUGGAAUAAAACACACUUCCAGCCGAUAGCCACUGGAACUCCCAAAGGAUCCAAGAGUUGCAAGCCUGGCUACGACGAUACUACUCUCCCCUUGAUGGAGAAGAACCAAGGCAACAGAGGGUGUAGCGCUGGGGAUAUGAUACCUAUGGACGAACUCAGUCCAGAUGGCUAUUCGACGAUUGACCAGAGAGACAAAGACUCCAAGUACAAGAGCAGCGACGGUUCAUCAGAUCUGCAGGAGCGGGAGCCGUUAAAGAAUGACACAAAUAGGAAACACUAUAUCAGGAGCAACAGGCCAACUGUCAGUCUGGUGGAUGCUUGUGAUGUUAAACCUCAGCCUGUUGACUCCUGGGUCUAAAUGCAUGCAUGGCUUAGCUAGCAACAGUGCCACAUCUUACCAUACAAGGAUUUCACAAGUCACCACUGCCAUUAACCGCAAAGCUCACCGGGAUGUGGACUCAUCUGAAGACUUUUGCCUAAAAGAGCGAGAGAAAAAUGCAAACUUUCAUUCAACAGCCAAUAUUUUGAGAUUUCUCAAGUGAAAGGGAAAAAGAAAAAAAAAUGCCACUUCUCAUAUGUACAUUCCCACUGGAUGUAGUGUACCCAGAACUGAGGAUUUGUUGUCAUGGAGCCGGAAUGAUGUACAGGAAGUGCUGUCAUGGACGUGGACGUGUAUUGGAAAGAAUUGGAUUGAGGGGUAAAAGGAAAUAAGAAAAAAACAAUUUUUAUGUCAAAACAAAAAAAUAUAUAAUUUUUGCCUAUAUUAUUUUUGUUGUAUGUUUCUGCCUGAUUACUGUUUGUUUUGUGGAUUUGUUUUCCCCAGAAGUGCAGUGAAUUGUGAUUUUUUUUUUCUUUUCAUUUUGUAGCAUUUGAAUGAAAGUUUGGGUUUUCUAAAGGAGUUGAGGACACUCGUGAAAGGAAGAAAAAUAUUUUUUUUUUGUUGUUGUUGUUGUUCAUUUCAAUGGUGUGGGGGCACAUACAAAGCUUGGGUGUGGGGGGUCUAUAAUGAACUGCACGCUUUUACAAUUUCUGUGUGCUGGCUUUAUAAAGCAACUUUAAAGACAUAUUAUCACUGUGUUUGUUUCUUCUCACUGAGAACUGUUGUUCAAAAGCAGGGAUUUACCCUGCACAAUGACAUCUGCUCAUAGCGGAGCUUAAAGGAGGAGAGCUGCUAUGCUUUCAGCCGGAUUUGGUCUGCUGAUCCCGUAUUCCCUUUGACAUGUCGAGCUGCAGAGGCAUUCUGGGUAACACUGGCACUUACCAGCUAUUGCUUUGGUUUAUUUAAUAAGGGGUAAUGAGGAAAAAAAAUCGAUUUGUUAAUAUGUAGAUUGUGGUAUGAGGGAUAGUAGGAGGAUUCACUUGCUCCUGUUGUCAUAAAAGUAGAUUUUCAAAGCAUUUUAUAUUUUUGUUGUUUUAUAAAUGUAUAUUAGGUUACAAAUAUUAAAAAAAGAGGG
This is a messenger RNA of Sinocyclocheilus anshuiensis, 4718 nucleotides long. RefSeq names its product armadillo repeat protein deleted in velo-cardio-facial syndrome homolog. The record is from RefSeq and is a predicted model, not a curated record. Gene Ontology annotation, biological process: cell-cell adhesion. The transcript is spliced from 23 exons. The coding region runs from base 506 to 3622 and encodes 1038 amino acids. Gene Ontology annotation, molecular function: protein binding. Gene Ontology annotation, cellular component: plasma membrane; adherens junction; cytoplasm. Lineage: Eukaryota; Metazoa; Chordata; Actinopteri; Cypriniformes; Cyprinidae.